GCGGACAACAUACUUGUGAAGCGAAACACGACCCUGAUAGCUGUCACCGACUUCGGACUGGGGAAGUACCUCAACGUUGACAGUGAGAUGAAGGGGAUGAGUCCCACAGGGAGCCAGACGCAGUGGAGCCCCGAGAAGGCCACCAGCAUCGGCCACGGCUUUGCUGCGGACGUGUGGGCCGCCGUCUGCAUCCUCGUCCACAUGCUGAGUGGCCACCCUCCAUGGACACAGAGGUUUCCUGGAGCUCAGAUGCUGCAUUUUGUGAUCUUCAUGCAGUCGCCACCACUGGAUGACAUCCCUGCCAACGUCCAGGAAGUGGUACGGGAUCUCAUCACCCAGGGAUUCACAGUCGACCCCAAACUGAGACCCUCUGCAGCCAAGCUCCUGAAGCAUCCUGCUUUCAAGGUUCUAGAACAAGGAGCCCCAACCAGCUACUACUCCACCCUGAAGAGCACUGGGCAGCCUCUACCGGACAAUCAGCUGGGCCCCACCGAAGCAAGUGGACCUCAGGAACUGGAAGAGAUUCUGUCCCAGGUUGCUCCACAUGGCGCCAGGCAACCAUCACUGUCAGAGAGAAGACUGCCAUCUGUACAAUUCCGAGUCUCUGGUGAAGGAAGCAGUGGCUCAGAUCUAGCUUCAAGUUUAGCUAAGCACAGCGAGGGGUCACUGCCCUCUUCCAGCUCUCAGCCUCAAGAUGAAAAUGAUGGCCCAAGACCAGUUGCUCCCAUGGCAGGAGCUGCCUCUGUGGUUCCUAUUGCAGGAGUUGGUUCUACUGGCAGGCACUCUAUCAGUACAGCUGAAGCUCCUGGUGCCCAAGAACAUCAUUCUGAAGAAGGCAAUGAAGCAUCAUCAGAGGAACAUCCACAGGAGCUGCGUAAACUGCCGACGUUCCUUCGGAGUUCCUUAGAUGACAUCCCCGAUGGUGUGCCAGGAGACACAUGGUCAUUCUCCCAGUUAUCCUUUGAAGAUACAGACCAGCAUAUUCACAGCUUCCUGAGUGAUGUUGUUCCGGUAGUUGAGUUUCUGCCCUCUUCACAAGCACUGCCUGAAUACAGACCAGCUCAGAGGAUACCAUUAAGUUUGGAUAACAUGCCACACCUUUAG
Molecule: messenger RNA, 1104 nt
Organism: Haliotis rubra (blacklip abalone)
Lineage: Eukaryota; Metazoa; Mollusca; Gastropoda; Lepetellida; Haliotidae
Product: mitogen-activated protein kinase kinase kinase A-like
Exons: 3
Coding region: 88-1104 (338 amino acids)
Biological process (GO): protein phosphorylation
Molecular function (GO): ATP binding; protein kinase activity
Source: RefSeq, a predicted model, not a curated record